AUGCACCCGUUCCCAAAAGCAUCGGGGUCCAUAAAAUGGAUCCGCUCAUGGCUGAUCUGUGAUUUGCAUGGGCUCCUGGGACUCGCGAAAGACGGAGUUGGGCUUCACUCAAGGAAAAAUAAGGAGAUUAUAUUGGUUUUUCGCGGAACAACUGAUGACUAUCACAAUCACAUCGAUGCCAAGACGUGCUUCGGCAAAUUUUCCGCAUCAUGGCGUUAUGAGAGUUACAGGGAUCUGUUUCAAACGAUUGGAAUUCGAUAUACGAGUCAUCCUCAUACCUUCUCCGGACGA
Messenger RNA from Mesorhabditis spiculigera, 291 nucleotides. NCBI's taxonomy places the organism in Eukaryota, Metazoa, Nematoda, Chromadorea, Rhabditida, Rhabditidae. The record is from the annotation of a GenBank genome assembly.